AAAAAAAACACACACACACACAAUUUUUCAACUCGCACCAAGAAUGAAGGGAGUCAAUGUUGCAAUGCUUGUGGUGGUGGCCCUGGCGGCGGCCCUGAUUGGUCUGCCGCCAGGCGAGGCUGUCUCGUGCAGCGACGUACAAGGCUCCCUCUCUCCGUGUCUGGCCUACUUGACCGGCAAUGGAGGAGCGGAGCCCACGGGCUCGUGCUGCGGGGGAAUGAGGAGCCUCGUGGGGAAUCUCGAGUCUCGACAGGAUAGGCAGACUGCGUGCAGCUGCAUCAAGUCUGCCGCCUCCAGUUACAAUGUCCGAUCAGACGCCGCCUCAAGUCUUCCCGGAAAAUGCGGCGUGUCCAUCGGGAUGUCGGUCAGCCCUGAUAUCGACUGCAACCAGGUAUCUUAAUUCAAAAGGAGAACAAAUUAGAGUGAGAGAGGCUCUAUGGGAGAUCAGCUUGCAUGCAUGCUUUUGUGUCCUUUUUUUUAUUUUAAUUUUUCUUUUUAAUUUUGUGUGUGUGUGGGGUUGAUGAGAGAUCUUUGGAGCAUGCUGUAACAUAAGGGCUUUCGUUAUAAUAAAUGAAUAAAACGAGUUUGGUUGUUUGAUUUUAAA
Molecule: messenger RNA, 604 nt
Organism: Striga asiatica
Lineage: Eukaryota; Viridiplantae; Streptophyta; Magnoliopsida; Lamiales; Orobanchaceae
Source: the annotation of a GenBank genome assembly